Molecule: messenger RNA, 939 nt
Organism: Talaromyces marneffei
Lineage: Eukaryota; Fungi; Ascomycota; Eurotiomycetes; Eurotiales; Trichocomaceae
Exons: 2
Coding region: 1-939 (312 amino acids)
Biological process (GO): proteasome localization; nuclear protein quality control by the ubiquitin-proteasome system
Cellular component (GO): nucleus
Source: RefSeq, a predicted model, not a curated record
AUGAACAGUUUGGUGGCUACGCCUCCUGUUCCUCCACACUUCUACGAACAUUCCCGCUUCUCUCCUUCACGUUCCAUGUCUACACCAGUACAGCAGAAUAGCAACCGAAAACGCAAGGCCGAAGAUGAUGGCAACGAUGUUGAUGUUCGCAUGUCCGCUUCUCCCACAAACUCUCCAGCCUUCACUCCACGUCCCUUGCCCAACCGCCAGAUGAAACGAUCCCGUCCCAAUGUAUCUGGUCGGCCUUUAUCAUUACCUAGACUUCUCGAGACGUUGGAUACGGAGGCCUUGCGAUCUGUGCUACAGGCAGUCUGCCAACGUCACCCCGAAUUAGGCGAUGAAGUUGUUCACACCGCUCCGCGACCCAGCGUGGCGUCGACAUUGCAGGUUCUUCGAAAUUAUCAGUCGACUCUACAAACAUCGAUUCCUUUGGGAAGCGGCGAAUACCUUUCAGAUUAUGCAUAUAACCGAGUGAAACAACACCUUUUCAGCUUACUCGAGGCUUUGAGCGAUUUUACACCUCAUUUCUUGCCGCCCAACGAAUCUCAGACCUCGGUUUCGUUGACUUAUCUUGAUGGAGCGACAGACAUUAUACACGGCUUGCCAAAGUGGCAGACACCACGACAUAACAUCGGCCGUGACUCGGCUUACGAAGAGAUUGGAAAGGCUUGGGUGCUGGUGAUUCGUGAAGCUGCCAAACGUGGUGGAGGUAUACAAUUACAAUAUGGAGGCUGGGAUCAGAAACUAGCAAAACACAAUGAAACUUCCGGCGGCAAAUUACAAGACGCAGUCAACGAGCUACGGAACAGCUUGGGUUGGAUGGGUUCGUCUGCGUUGCCUGGCGCUGGUGCAUCAGGAGGCGAUCAGAUUUCGAUACGUGAACAACUUUUGUCUGGUACAUACGGUAUGGGCAUGCCUUUGAAGGUUGGGCCCUGGUAG